AUGAUGAUAGAGUGCAGAGAUUGUAUUAAAACAUCACAAUCUAUCGCGCCACUACCAGCUCUAUCAGAGCAUUGCCUCCCUCUGCUCGAAGCUUUGUGCUCAGCUUAUGAGAUCUCGACGCACCACGGCCUUUUUGACACGGUCAUGCUGGCAUUCAAGCCACGCCCUGCACCAUUUAUAUGUCUCCGAAGUAAAGUGAUGUUGGGCCAGAUGGAGCUCGAUGAAGAUGAGACCCGUCUUUUACUACGGACUCUGCUGGGUCGGAAUUUGAGGAGACUUGUUGAGUUGAUAAAGCUGUUGGAAAGUUCAGAUAUCCCGGAUAUUGCAACAUGUGGAAUAAUGGUAUGCGAGUCUUCUGUCCAAUCUACCAUUAGUCGCUUGAUUGUAUUGAUGCAGGUUAUUGAAGGGGGUUGA
Penicillium taxi is the source of this 414-nucleotide messenger RNA. RefSeq lists its product as uncharacterized. Bases 1 to 414 code for a protein of 137 amino acids. The record is from RefSeq and is a predicted model, not a curated record. The transcript has a single exon. Lineage: Eukaryota; Fungi; Ascomycota; Eurotiomycetes; Eurotiales; Aspergillaceae.